AUGCCCACUCAUGAAGCUCUUGAUAUUCUCUCAGCCAUUCCUUUAACUGAUGAUACCAUUAUAUGUGGAGAUUUUAAUGCACGCCUUGGUUCAGUAACUGGUGACUAUGCAUCUAACCCUCGUGGUGUAGCUUUAGAGCAAUGGCUUGAAGAACGAUCUUUAACUGUCCUCAAUGGAGUUCUCUCACCAUGCACACCCACAUAUAUUUCCUUUCGUAACAAAGUUGAAAUCAGCAGCAUCAUUGACCUUUUUAUCACCAACACCAACUUUGCCAACCCUUCUUUACACAUUGCAACCAAACUAUCUUUAGGCUCUGAUCACCGACUUCUCUCACUUUCCUUUACUUAUGACCUGCAACACUCACCACCAGCACCUCCACCUAUGUGCCAAACUUGGAAUCUGUCACGUCUUUAUGAAGAAGAUGUCAGAUCAUUAUAUGUCACCACCUUUGUCACCAAAUCCGCCUCCAUUCUCACCACACUACAAGACCUUGUUCAGAAUCCGCCAACUAUAUGUCCACCCAUUGAUACUCUUACUAACUCUUUCAAUGCACUCAUUUAUGACUCUCUUAGUAGCUCAAUUGGUUCUCGCCCCCCUCGCCCCUCACAUUGGAAAUCGUUUUGGACCCCUGCAUUGCAAGCUGCAGCCGACCAUAGAGAUGAUUCUUGUGGCAUUGACAAGAUCAAUUGGUGGAGCCGGCACCAGCAUGCACACAAGGAGUUUCGUCAGCAAGUUCAGACAGCAAAGCAUUUGUCUUGGCAUGCUUUUUGCCACUCAAUGAACUCGGAUUUCAACAAGGCCACAUCUAAGAUAAAACAGUUGAAACGGCGCAGGCAACUACAACACACAUUUCAGCAUGAUGAUGGCCCAGCAGUCGCAGCAACAGUUAUGUGUGAUCAUCUUGCAUCUGUCUAUAGUGGACAUAUUCUUCCUGACAUUCGACCUUCACCACCACCACUCAACAUCUCUCUCAUGCCUUUUGCCUCUGUUGACUCCCCAUUCACCUCAUCAGUGGUGGAGGCCUUCAUGCAAUUUAUGCCUAACCGCAAGGCGCCAGGUCCUGACCACAUCCGUGCAGAAAUGCUAAAACCCAUUUGGUCUCACAUCUCACCUCUCCUUGCCUGUCUUUUCACCAUCUGCUGGCAAUGUAUGAGUUUCCGUGCUGAUGUGCUGAUAACAAAGUUUUGUAUUCGUGCUCACUACCUUCCCUCUGGCUGCCUUUUGUCUCUUCUUCACCGUCACCACUCUCAGUCUUCAUCACUUGUCACUCUUUGUCAUAAUACUCUCCUUCAAAGCAUCCCUAUUGAUUUAAAUGUUCAUAGUGGCAAAGCUCUCAAACAUCACUUCGAAACCUUUCAACAGUUCAAAACUGAUCAGCUCCGAUUGUCUUCAAACCAAGUCUUGUUCCUAGCAUGCUGCCCUCUUUUGGAAGUCAAUUCUAUUCUGUUCUUGCCUGCAACUAGGGUGGAACGUAGCCGCCUUGUCCGCUGGAGAAUGGGUUGGUUGCCUGGCACUCCUAAGAAUUGCCCUUGUGGUACUGACCAUACCUCACGUCGUCAUCUUGCUGUCUGCUCUUUGGUUCCUGGCCAUUUGUUGGCCUGUCUUCCUAUUCCAUCUGAUCAAAACUAUAAUCCAAUUGAUUUUGCUAUACACUAG
Messenger RNA from Phycomyces blakesleeanus NRRL 1555(-), 1656 nucleotides. RefSeq lists its product as hypothetical. Gene Ontology annotation, molecular function: catalytic activity. The transcript has 3 exons. The coding region runs from base 1 to 1656 and encodes 551 amino acids. The record is from RefSeq and is a predicted model, not a curated record. NCBI's taxonomy places the organism in Eukaryota, Fungi, Mucoromycota, Mucoromycetes, Mucorales, Phycomycetaceae.